AUGAAUUCGAACAUCAACCACGUUUACGCGAUCGCCUUGUCGAAUCCUGCGUCAGCAGAUUCGCCUACCUGGGCUAUCUCUGUCCAACCUAUGAAGCAGAAACGACUGUUCUUCCACGAUCACCCCCACACUUCUGUCUUCCUUUCCAACGAAGCCGAUAACAGCCAACGACGAAACAGCGAUGGCUUCCNNAAGGGCGAGGAAUUACUAGUCAAGCUUCUCAUCGGCGAGAACAACACCAAAAACAUCGGCGAGCGUGUUCAACAGAUUCUGUCAAAGACCGACAAGACACAACCUUCAGAAUCAUGGCUUCGCUCCGCAAUUCUUGCACUACAAUCAGAAGGUCUCUGCAACAGAUUCAACAUCGACGACUUCCAGCAAAUGGCAACACAAACUCUCAAAUCUCAACAAGCACACCACGAGACCGUCGCCAUCGAGGUAGACUUCUUGUCUGAACUCGGACGCACCAGAUCAGUCGAAGAGAUGCAUGNNGAAACAAGAGAAAAGGCAAUCAAGGNNGAGAAGAAGGGGUCAAAUUAUUUCGGAUUCAGGAUUUCGAGACCGCAGAAUAUGCCGCAGAAGGUCAGGAGGGUCAACUCUUGGGAGCGACAGGACGAUGCGUAUGGCGGCUUGAUGUGA
Aureobasidium musti is the source of this 639-nucleotide messenger RNA. Lineage: Eukaryota; Fungi; Ascomycota; Dothideomycetes; Dothideales; Saccotheciaceae. The record is from the annotation of a GenBank genome assembly.